This is a messenger RNA of Exaiptasia diaphana, 880 nucleotides long. RefSeq lists its product as uncharacterized. The record is from RefSeq and is a predicted model, not a curated record. The coding region runs from base 23 to 880 and encodes 285 amino acids. Lineage: Eukaryota; Metazoa; Cnidaria; Anthozoa; Actiniaria; Aiptasiidae. The transcript has 4 exons. Gene Ontology annotation, molecular function: calcium ion binding.
AAAGAAAGAUAGCUAGUGUAAAAUGACUUUUAAAAUAGCUGUAUGUGGAUCACAUUUUGCAGAUAUCGAUGAAUGCAUCGAGUGGACCUUCAAUUGUUCGGUCUCGCUGCGAUGUGAGAAUACCAUUGGAUCCUACAAUUGUAGAUGUCAGGAAGGCUUAUAUUGGAUUGACAACAGAUGCCGUGAACUUUCAACUGGAGAGAAGAAACCAACCCCUAAACCUCCACCAAUGCCACCAACGCCCUCCAAGGAAAAUCUUCGYAAUUCUGUUAACGUUACAAUCAAAGAAUUCAACAUUUCAGAGUGGACUCUACAACUCGAUCUUGUGUUUAAAAAGGGUGUUGCGCGUGAAGCUACGACAUUUUGCGCAAAGAAUAACAUUUGUCUUCUACCGAAAGGACGCAAAAGACGCUCAAACGCGUUCAUUACCUUCACUUCAAACGAUGUAAACCUUGUUGGUUUUCCAAUACAACUGGCCAAUGCACCAUCUGGCAGCAUGAACGCUCUUGUAGCAUUUUACGUCAAAUUUCCACCCGGAGUCUCUUCAAAUCUUAGUGACUCUAUUGACGGUGCUAUACUCGUCGAUAUCAUAAAUGGUUCACUUGGUAAUAUCGGCAAAGACAUCGGAAAGACCUUGCUGUCCGUAUCAAGAUACCAGACUCAAACUUCAGUUACCACAGAGUCUCCAGUAACGACGUCUUCUGGAUUUUUCCCUGAAGAUAAUACCUCACUUGUUUAUAUAAUUGGUGGAUUAGUUGGUGGAACAAUUGUUCUUAUUUUACUAUUGGGUCUUAUUAUAAGGUUGGUGAAAUGCAAAAUGUUAGUUCAGUUAUCAUACWAAKAUUGUYAUAAGGAAGCGAAAUCAGAACAGAUAUUAUAG